UUUCCAUAGAGACAGUGGUCGAGCCAAGCUGCAGCAGAGACGAGUGAAUCCACAUCAAGACCAUGUCUCAGUUCUCAGCUGAGGCUGAGGCUGAACUUCAGUCUCUGUUGAGGCAACUUCUAAAAAGCAUCAAAGACAGAAUCUCUGGUGCACCAUCCAUUGAAUGUGCAGAGGAAAUCUUGCUUCAUCUGGAGGAGACAGACAAGAACUUCCAUAAUUAUGAAUUUGUUAAGUACCUGCGGCAGUAUGUGGAAAGCUCUCUGGGAGCAGUCAUCGAGGAGGAGACAGAGAGCUGUGCCCGAGGAGAGGGAUAUGCUGUUGGGUCUGUUCAGGACACCUUGGUCCAUGCUGUUACAAGGAAGACUAGAGAAUCUGGAGAAUACAAGCAAAUGAUGCAGACAUUGAAGAACACGAUGAUGGUAGUCGUUGAAUCCUUGAUUAAUAAAUUUGAAGAGGACCAACUGAGAAAGGAGGAGAUGCACAGGGAGAGCCAACAUCAGCAGUCAAACAGCCAUUACACAGACAACUGCUCUGACAGUGAUUCAUCCUUCAAUCAGAGUUAUGCAUUUAUCAAACAAGAACAGCUGCAAGUUCUAGCUGAAAAGCUUGACCCUAGUAGGCCUAAAGAGGUGCGCUGGGAGGCCCUGCAGGCUCUGUGCUGUGCCCCGCCCUCGGAUGUGCUAAGCUGUGAGAGUUGGAGUGGCCUGCGCAGGAACCUCUCUGCUGCCUUGGCUGACCCAGACCCUGACCUCAGUGAUAAGGUCCUGCGCUUUUUUGCAAAAACAUUCUCCUGUUCGCCACUGAAUGUAACAAGGGAGAUCUACACCAGUUUAGCCAAAAGUCUGGAGUCUGACUUCCUGUACCAUAAAUUGAGCCUCCCUACUGGAUCAGCGGGGAUUGAUGUAAACAGACAGGACAUUACCCGUCUCCUAAAACAAAUGCGAUUAAUGAAUGAUUUUCAGAAGGAAGUAACAACCUUUUGGAUUCGGCACCCAGAGAAGUACAUGGAGGAGAUAAUAGAGAGUACUUUCUCCCUCCUGUCCAUAAACCCUGAACACGGGUUAGAGACACAAGGGUCAGAGAAAGCCUUGAAGCCCAUGCACCUCAUUGCCUUACUGGAUAUCAAAGCCACCUGGUUUAAGAAGUGGAUGCAUGGUUACUACAGCAGGACCGUGGUCUUUAGGCUCCUGGAGAGGAAGUACAAGUCUCUGAUUGUGGCAGCUCUUCAGCAGUGCAUUCAUUAUUAUGACUCCUGUGACCCAGUCAGAGAUGAGACGGCUGAGGUCAUCCACUCUAUGGAGCACCAGCACAUCGGCACUGCUCAAAGGACUCUCUACACUACCAAGGAGCUGGAAUAUAUGUAUUUCGUUCACUCAUUAUGUGUGCUUGGAAGGCUUCUCAUGUACACUAAUGGGAGAAAGCUCUUUCCCGUCACAGUGUGGAAACGCAAAGAUCCAGUCAGUCUGACAGACUUGGUUGUCAUUCUGAUUAGCAUCAUGUACCAACACCCCAAGCCUCCUCACAGUGACUCAUCACAUGCAGACACUCUCUCUCCCACCACUCUUGUAAUGGAGUUGCUGAGGACCCUGGGUGACCGCACAGAGUGUGCAGUAGAGUGCCUUUACCAAACCCCUGUCAUAGAGACACUGCUGGCACCCAUCAUCACCCUGCUCAAAGGAAAACAGGCUAAAUUAAACUCCCCAGAAACUACAUUGAUUCAUAUAGCAGACACUCUCGCAAGAAUUGCCACCACUGAGCGAGGAUUAUCACUUUUCUUAUAUGAAAGAAAUCUAGUUUCUGGUGAGGGGGAAGGUAUUUCAGCUGCCCAUGUAAUCGUUCAGUUCACCCAGAGGCUCCUGGCUAAAGAGCUGCCAUUGUUACGGAAUGCAGAGACAUCCUAUGGCGUGAGCGGGGCCUUCAUCUUCGUGUGUCGGCAGAUGUACAACACAUGUGAAGGACUGCAGGUGCUCAGGCCCUAUGGCCUGCAUGAGUGCAUCGCUGCAGCUUGGAAAAAGACAAGCUCCCUGUCAGAAAGAGUUCCCACCCCGGUUCCCGGAGCCAUCCCCGGCACGUCCUCUCAGGAGCUGCAGAAUGUAGUGGUUUGGGAGGAGACUUUGCUGGACAACCUGCUGAACUUCGCUGCCACACCGAAAGGCCUGCUGCUCCUCCAGCAGACUGGAGCCAUCAAUGAGUGUGUCACCUACAUGUUCUCCAGGUUUACCAAGAAACUACAGGUCAGCCGAUGUGAGAAGUUUGGCUACGGUGUGAUGGUAACACAGGUAGCAGCAACAGCCCCCGGUGUGGUGGCUUUACACAGUUCUGGUUUUGUGCAGGCCUUAGUGUUGGAGAUAUGGUCGGUUCUGGAGUGUGGGAGAGAGGAUGUGAGGGUCGUUCACCCCAAGUCCACCCCCAUGGACCCCAUUGACAGGAGCUGUCUGAAGUCGUUCCUGUCCUUGGUCAACCUGCUGUCCUCCCAUGCAGUGUGGGAGCUCCUGGGACAGCAGCCUCUGCCCAACAAGGCUGAGUACAACCUAAGGGAGAUGCCCACAUCCAUUACAGAUUUGAUUGAUAGGCUGAUUGCUGUGAACUCAGAUGUGAAAAUUCAUUCACUGUUCAACUACGAGCAAUCUCACACGUUUGGCCUGAGAUUACUUAGUGUGAUGUGCUGCAACCUAGACUCCCUCCUUCUUCUGGAGUCACAGUACAACAUUUCCGACAUGUUGCUGCAAUGUCAGAAGGACAACAUCACCGAUCCAUCGUCCGGUGAAGGAGAUUUCAUCAUUGAUGGUCUAUCUGUGGAGAGGAACCACAUCCUGGUGCGUAUGAGUGUGAUUGGAGGACCAUCGGAGAGGAGACUUCCCCUUAGGGUCCUCCAGAAGGGCACUGACCCUUAUCCAUGGCCGAUGUUUUCAUCAUACCCUCUGCCCAAGUAUUACAUAUUGAAUCUUCCAGAGACAACCCGGUGUAAACAGGACUGUGAGAUAAGUGCCUUCCUGUCCUCCACCAAGAACACGGAGAGGGAUGGGAGCUGGAUGGAUACCUGUAGGAGACAGUACUGCAAAGUCAUGACCACCAAGUCCAACAUUGUCUCAGGGAACGUCCUGGCUGAUCUACUGGAGAAGGCUGUGUCGUACCUUUCUGCUUUGCCAUCAGAACGUUUCUUCCCACCUGCGGACUACAUAGCGUCGGGGAGCGGCAUAAAGACUGGCAGCCUGUCGUCUGUGGACCAGCUGGGGAUUCGGGCCUCUCUCAGGUAUGGGAGACAUCUGAACUUACUGAGGGAUAACUCUGAGCAUGACCUCUGUCUUUUGAUGAAGCAUUGCCAAGAGCUCCUAUCUCAACAGAGAGCCAAACUCACGUCGGAGCUUUACACUCUGCAGGGAGCCUACCCCGGUCAUGACUGGUUCGCCUCCACCGUGUUCCUCAUCAUGGCUGGAGACAUGGAGAGAGCACUCCGCCUCCUCCUCCACCUCUCCACCCUGCUCACAUCAGCCUUCCUCUGGCCCGCCAGGCUCCACGGAUCGGUUCACCUGCCCAUGGAGAUUGCUCAGUCUAGCAUCCAUCCGGUCUACUCAUGCACAGCACACUAUGUCGAGAUGCUGCUGAAGACUGAAGUGCCUCUAGUUUUCUCUGCCUUCAGGAUGUCCGGUUUUACCCCCUCCCAGAUGUGUGUGCAGUGGCUAGGCCAGUGUUUCUGGAACUACCUGGACUGGUCUGAGAUCUGCCACUACGUGUCCACCUGUGUGGUGAUGGGGCCGGACUACCAGGUGUACAUGUGUGUGGCUGUGCUGAAACACCUGCAGCAGGACAUCCUGCAGCACACACAGACCCAGGACCUGCAGGUCUUCCUCAAGGAGGAACCCAUCCAAGGCUUCAGAGUGAGUAAUUACCUUGAGUACAUGGAGGGUCUGGAGCGCAGUUACAGAACAAUGGUACUGACAGACAUGAACAAUAUCUCCCAGAGAGUCAGCUAGCAGUGAUAAGACACACAAUAGUCUCCACUCAUCAGGCUGCACUGGGACUGGUUAUAACAAGGUAAAGGAUUCUCAAGAAGGGUUUAACAUUUGAUAUUGUGUAUGCUCUCUGUAAAUGUUUUUAUUUUUUAACCUCUAAGAUCUGAUAUUUCUCGCCGUAUUUAAAGAUGUACAGUGGCAUAUAAUGUAUGUAUGCCAUAUUAUUUAACAGAGUGUACAGUGGCAUAUAAUGUAUGUAUGCCAUAUUAUUUAACAGAUUGUACAGUGGCAUAUAAUGUAUGUAUGCCAUAUUAUUUAACAGAUUGUACAGUGGCAUAUAAUGUAUGUAUGCCAUAUUAUUUAACAGAUUGAGAAUGUUAUGAAAUACAUGGUAAUUAACUUCUUGCUUGACGUACUUUCUUGUCUAUUUACAUCUUCAUGGAUCUUCUUGAAAUGUUAUGAUCAUUCUCUAUAUUAAUCCAACCUUAAGGGCAUAAUGAUAUUUACCUGUAAACCUACUGACCUCUCCUAUCCGAUGCAGCCCCUACUAAUACCUCCACUAGACAAUAUGAUGACUGUUUGUUCACACCUUUUAAUUCCACUUCUACUCGUCAAUGCAUUACAGAUCAUAAGCUCCUAACCGUAAUGGGAGGUAUAUGGUCUGUGUACGUGCCACAAGUGUCGCUCACCAAGUGUAUCUAUGUUGUGGGUCCAAUCUCCUCAUUGAGAGGCAGCGUGUUGUUGUCACAAGUCUUAGUAAACAGCCCAUCUCUCUCUCUUUCAGCUGAACCAUCUGAUACGAACGCCUCUGAAUAAUGAAUGAGAUCGUUAAAGCCUUUAGUAGCUCCAACACGACUGUUAAAUAUUAUAUACUGUUUACCAUCUACGUAGGGCAGAGGUCGAUAGAAGAGAUAGAAAUCAGUGCCACAAAAUGUUUACCCGAUAAGCACUUGAAGUGAGGUUUUAAAAUGAGUUUGACUUUUAUUCAUUUAUCUUUGAUCUCCAUGUGUUAAAUAAAAUUGAACAUUCAGUCUA
This is a messenger RNA of Oncorhynchus nerka (sockeye salmon), 4988 nucleotides long. RefSeq names its product protein broad-minded-like. The record is from RefSeq and is a predicted model, not a curated record. Gene Ontology annotation, cellular component: trans-Golgi network. Gene Ontology annotation, biological process: Golgi to plasma membrane protein transport. Lineage: Eukaryota; Metazoa; Chordata; Actinopteri; Salmoniformes; Salmonidae.